AUGAAAGCCCAAAACAGAUCAGCUUGAGAGUAUAUGGAGGAGAGAAGAGGGAGAGAGAGAGAUAAGGAGGAGGAGUCAUGAGUUCGCUGUUCACUCCUUUCUCUGCUCUCCCUUUGCGCCAUACCAGAGCUACUGUCUCCUGUUGCUCUUCUGGGCAUGUAUCAUUUAUCAAAGAAGUAGCUGUCACUGAACCUCCAAAGCAUCUUCAACACUUACUCAAAGUUCUUCAAACAAGAGGUGAAACCAUCAUAUCUCCUGGAGCUAAGCAAGGACUCAUCCCUCUUGCUAUUCCACUUUCUAAGGACUCUUCAGGCUCUGUUACUGCGCUUCUGAGAUGGCCUACUGCUCCACCAGGGUAUGACAUUUUGGUCAGAUCAUUCUUGGUAACUCUUCAUUACAUGUUGUUUGAAUUUAACCUUUUGUUAUCCAAGAACAGAUUGGAUAUGCCUGUUGUUGAAGUUUGGAGGAGUGGUGUCCGGCUUAUAGCUAGAAAUGUAGAUGAGUACAUUCACCGGAUUCUUGUGGAAGAAGAUGCGCAAGAGUUGUCAGAACUCUACAUUGCUUCAGCUGAGGCAGGCGAGAAGCUUUACAAAAAGGGUGCUUUUGCUGAAUCUCAGAUUGAUAAUCUCGAUGUUUAUGUCUUAAAGAAGGUUGGUCUGUUUCCUGAUGUGUUGGAGAAGAAAGUAUUACGGCAUUUCGAUGAAGGAGAUCAUGUCUCAGCUAUGGUGACAGGAGAAUUCUACACAAGGAAAGAUCUGUUUCCAGGAUUUGGACGGCCUUUUGUGUAUUACGCAAACAUACUGCAGAAGGUUGGACGUGAUUCAGAAGCAAAAGAAGCGGCUAGAGUAGCACUGAAGUCACCUUGGUGGACUUUAGGAUGUCCUUAUGAGGAGGUUGCUAGUAUUGCACAAUGGGAAGAUGAGCAAAUCGAAUUCAUAAGAGAGAAAGUGAGUGAUGAAGGUCGUUUUGAGGAUUUGAAGAAGGGUAAAGAUCCCAUCCAAGUUGCUUUGGAUGUUGCUGCUUUUCUCUUGGACUUGGCAUCUAUUGAAGGAACAUGGUCUGAAUCUUUGCACCAUAUUGCUAAAUGUUAUGAAGAGGCUGGAUUAAAGGACAUAUCUAACUUCAUUUUGUACACAGAUGACAAAUGAAAAAAGAACUCUAUGUUGUAUAUGAGAUAAGAUUCUUUCAUAUUGUAAUAACAUCAAAAAUUUUGGUUUCUAAAAAGAAAAUGUCUUUAAUA
This is a messenger RNA of Brassica napus (rape), 1240 nucleotides long. Its product is annotated as protein IN CHLOROPLAST ATPASE BIOGENESIS, chloroplastic. The transcript is spliced from 9 exons. NCBI's taxonomy places the organism in Eukaryota, Viridiplantae, Streptophyta, Magnoliopsida, Brassicales, Brassicaceae. The record is from RefSeq and is a predicted model, not a curated record. The coding region runs from base 78 to 1148 and encodes 356 amino acids.